CCUGCCUUCUCAGUUCUGCCGGCACGUGUCCUCUGUGCAGUGCGAGAUGGCGUCGGAGGAGGACUCGCCAAGUGAUGGCACCUCUUCCCCUGCUGCCAGCACCAGCCAGGAGCCCCAGGCCACGCCGCUGGACGCUUCUGACAACCUAAUGUGCCCAAUCUGCCAGGACAGCAUUCAUGACCAAGCUUCCGUGAGCUGGUGCGGGCACCUUUUCUGUUACGCCUGCAUUUUGGAGUGGUCCCGCAGAAGAGCCGUGUGCCCCAUCUGCCGGUGGCCUUUCUACUACAUCUACCGCAAAGUGGGAGACGAUACCUACGUGGUGUAUGACGUCGAGCCCAGCACCAGCUCCGCCAGCCACGCUCGAGAAGGGACACCUGGGCCCCGCUCUGCGGAAACGAACAGGCAUCAUUCCCCUGGCCGCCAGCCCCGCAGCGACCGUGGCGGUGGCCGCGCCGAGGCCCCAGAGAGGGGCCGAAGCAGGUCCCCGAGGCGGCACGACGAUGGCCCCAGCAGGGUUCAGCACGCCCGGGGAUACGACCCCUCGAGCAGCAGCAGGCGGCCGCAGAGCAGGGCUCAAGACACUGCUCGUAACACUGCUCGCGAUGACGGCCGAGCUCCAAGGCCUGAACGAGAUGUCCCAGUCACCUCCGGGAGGAGCGACCGCCAUGAGCGGGGAGGCCGGCUUUCCGUCAGGGAACGGCAGGCAACAGGGAGCCGAUCCCGGCACAGGUCCCGCAGCCCUUGGCGCCAAACGUGGCAGGAGCAGGAAAGGAGGAGGGACCACCGUCAGGGGCGAGCUCUAAGCCCUGAGGAACAAGUCCCAGCUUAUUCCAGGUGGAGUUACCACCAACAGCGGGAAGGAGGAGCUUCUGUCAGGGAACGGCAGGCCACAAGCAGCCGAUCCCGGCGGAUCUCCAGCAGCCCUGAACACCCAACACGCUGGGAGCAGCCAAGGAGGAGGGAUCUCUAUGAGGGGUCUGCUCUAAGCCCCGAACGGCAAGUCCCAGCUUCUUCGGGGAGAACAGAACACCGUAGAUGGGAAGGCCAAGUUUCCAUCAGGGAACGGCAGGCCACAAGCAGCCGAUCCCGGCACAGGUCCCGCAGCCCUCGGCGCCGAACGUGGCGGGAGCAGGAAAGGAGGAGGGACCAUGAAGAGGGGCGAGCUCUAAGCCCUGAGGAGCAAGUCCCAGCUUAUCCCAGGUGGAGCGACCACCAUCAGUGGGAAGGAGGAGCUUCUGUCAGGGAACGGCAGGCCACAAGCAGCCGAUCCCGGCACAGGUCCCGCAGCCCUUGGCCCCAAACGUGGCGGGAGCAGGAAAGGAGGAGGGACCACCGUCAGGGGCGAGCUCUAAGCCCCGGACAGCGAGUCCCAGUUUCCUCCAGACGGAGCGACCGCCGUCAGCGAGAAGGCCGAGGUUCCACCAGGGAUCGGCAGGCGACAAGGAGCCGAUCCCGGCACAGGUCCCGCGGCUCCUGGCGCCAAACAUCGCGGCAGCAGGAAAGGAGGAGGGACCACCAUCAGGAGCGAGCUCUAAGCCCUGAGGAGCAAGUCCCAGUUUCCUCCAGGCGGAGCGACCGCCGUCAGAGGGAAGGCCGAGGUUCCGCCAGGGAUCGGCAGGCGACAAGGAGCCGAUCCCGGCGGAGGUCCCGCAGCCCUGCCUGGCGCAGCGCUUGGUAGCACACCCUACCCAUUAGGGUAUUACUGUAUGCCCUGCUACUAGUGCUCGACAGAAACGAUACUACUUUACACCUAAACUGCUCCUCCUAACAACUGCAAAAAUGGCAAAUCCAGCUAUAAAGCUCAGGGCCAAGGAUCUACUCCCCAUUACAGGACACAUCUGAAAAUCCAAACGGACUCUUGCAAGGCCUCACAGGUUUAUAAUGACAACAGGACAGAAACUCGGGUCCUGCUUUUCUCAUACUGUUCUGUGUUACACGUCUAUAAAAUAAAAUGCUGUGUUGAACAUUUGAUGCGAGUGUGUCGUUUCUGCUUUUAUUGCAUUUCCACAGGAUGAUCAGCUGAAGAUUCGGUCGCUUUUUCUCCUUUCUGCCCUGGCACCAAUGACACCAAUGGCUUCGUAGAAAACCUCUUGUCCUUCCACAUCACCUGUUUCCCCACACUUUACUCCCAAUGUCCCCCAGAAUCACUUCUCCCCUUACUGAUCCGAGCCAGGACCCUGCUGGCCUUGAAUGACAUUAAACUCUUUCUCCUAAGGCAGCGUUGAAGAGACCUGGGAGUCUACGUGGUCACUAGGCAAGAUGGAGGGGACCUAAAGCUGGGGAAAAACGGCUCCCCUUCCAAACUCCCACCAGCCCCUCUGA
Molecule: messenger RNA, 2322 nt
Organism: Columba livia (rock pigeon)
Lineage: Eukaryota; Metazoa; Chordata; Aves; Columbiformes; Columbidae
Product: serine/arginine repetitive matrix protein 2
Exons: 1
Coding region: 47-1678 (543 amino acids)
Biological process (GO): protein autoubiquitination
Molecular function (GO): ubiquitin-protein transferase activity
Source: RefSeq, a predicted model, not a curated record